AUGCCUCGAACCCGAUCUGCUGCUCCAGCCGAGCAGCCAAAGUCUACAGAACAAAAGACUUUAAUUGCCGCUGAGAAACCUACCAAAACAUUCAUCCUGCCUGCGUCCACCAGUGCCGACGCGCGCUUGGUCUCCCUUCCAAAUCCGCAAUCGACCGAGCUAAACCGUUAUUUCUUUUGCCCUGAACGUGGUCUUUUUGAAUUCACAGUAGUCGCUGCACCUUCUCACCAGCCUCGAAGUAUUCUAUUUACUCCUUGUGCGCGGGAGCCGAUUUCUGUGUCCGAUACUGAGAAGCCCAGUCCCUCUACUGGGUCAAUUUCCAAGAAAGCAGACCUCCUCGUCGCAACACCCAUUGACCCAGUCUUCUUCUUGGUCCCUCUUCUUUCUCCUUGCUCAAAGUCAGGCCAAUCACUUUAUCAGCCUCUGGACGAUAUCAUUGAUUCCAACGAUGACCUCCCUCCCCACUUGCGCCAUGUUCUCUACGACGACAAGUUCCGCAACACCCUGCUCGCGCGCGCAGAGGCCAUCUGCGAUACCGUGGAGGCUGGCGACGAGAAGAUGCUCCGGUUCAACGAGACAAAACUUCUCAAGGAGUUGAUUGCUAAGGCUGAACGGAUGGCAACACAAGGCCUGCCUCUAAGUUUAGAAGAGCGGUUCAUUCGCCAGGCAUUGGCUGCUCCACUGAUGUCGGUCAAGAGAGACGACGUUGUUACUAGUCAUACCCCAAAUGCGAAAGAAAUUGAUGGCGAAACAAGCACCAAUUCAGAUGAAAGACAAGACUCCCCAUCAACAAUGACAACCACUACCACCCCAUCGGUGUCUACGCCAGCGGGCGAGUCGACGCCUGUGCCUCAGCCUGCUGGUGAAGAGAGCUCAUUUGCGGAGAAUGUUGCUCGCCUGCUACGCAUCUCUACUGCCCUAGCAUUCAUGAAAGAAUCGUACCUGCCGAAAGCUCUGCGCACUCGUAUCGACGAGCUUCUCGCUGCCCCCGAAAGCCCAUUGGAUUUCAAGCCUUUGACGGACCGUCUCAAGGAGCUUGUUGAACUCCGUGCUGAAGCUCACUCGUCUCGAACAAUGUCUGACUUCAGUCGGAAACGUGGUCUCGAUGACGAGGAAGUCGAGGCUCGCGCGGAGAAGAAGCGCAAGAAGGAUGAAGAAGACAAGAAGGCUAAGGCUUCGGAGUCUCGGGGCGUUCGUGAUUUGAAGAAGGUGAAUACUACUGGCAUGAAGAAAAUGAGUGACUUCUUCGGAAAGGCUGCAGCGAAAAAAACAUGA
This is a messenger RNA of Penicillium pulvis, 1275 nucleotides long. RefSeq lists its product as uncharacterized. Gene Ontology annotation, cellular component: nucleoplasm; ribonuclease H2 complex. Gene Ontology annotation, biological process: ribonucleotide metabolic process; RNA catabolic process. The record is from RefSeq and is a predicted model, not a curated record. The transcript has a single exon. Lineage: Eukaryota; Fungi; Ascomycota; Eurotiomycetes; Eurotiales; Aspergillaceae. Bases 1 to 1275 code for a protein of 424 amino acids.